This is a messenger RNA of Astyanax mexicanus (Mexican tetra), 5374 nucleotides long. RefSeq names its product NACHT, LRR and PYD domains-containing protein 3. Gene Ontology annotation, molecular function: protein binding. Bases 160 to 4050 code for a protein of 1296 amino acids. The transcript is spliced from 14 exons. The record is from RefSeq and is a predicted model, not a curated record. Lineage: Eukaryota; Metazoa; Chordata; Actinopteri; Characiformes; Acestrorhamphidae.
UGGGAAAGAGUGGACUGAGGGAAACCGGAAGUCAGUGAAGAGCAGAGAGAAGGGAUUGCACUUUUCCCGGUGUUUUUUCUUCAGUUUUAGACAUGCUUGGAGCUGUAAAUAGAAGAUAAAUGUCAAUAGACAAAACAUGAAGGUGAACCUGCCUGUAAAAUGAGCCUUCGUGAGGAGAAUGAUGUCGCUGGCUCUGCUGACAUCCCAGAGAUCCAGAGAGUGGCCUCUCCAGUUCCUAGCUGGGUCUCUACGAUGAGUGACCACUCCAUGUUCGGGCGUUCUGCUUUUAGAAAUGAAGCAAAACGCCCUAGGUUGGAGUCGCAAAGAGCAGCAUCUCCAGUUCCUAGCUGUGUUUCUAUGAAGAGUGACCACUCUAUGUUUGAGCCUCCUGCUUUCAGUGAUGGACCUGAACACCCUAGGUUGGAGAACCAUAGAGCAACGUCUCCAGUUCCUAGCUGUGUUUCUAUGAAAAGUGACCACUCUAUGUUUGAGCUUCCUUCUUUCAGUGAUGGGUCUAAACACCCAAGGUUGGAGAACCAUAGAGCAGCGUCUCCAGUUUCUAGCUGUGUUUCUAUGAAGAGUGACCACUCCAUGUUUAAGCCUCCUGCUUUCAGUGAUGAAGCAAAAUGCUCAAGGUUGGAGAACCACAGAACAGCACCUCCAGGUCCUAGCUGUGUUUCUAUGAAGAGUGGCCACUCCAUGUUUGAGCCCCCUGCUUUCAGUAAUGGGUCUAUACGCCCAAGGUUGGAGAACCAUAGAACAGCACCUCCAGUUCCUAGCGGUGUUUCUAUAAAGAGUGGCCACUCCAUGUUUGAACCUCCUGCUUUCAGUGGUGUAUUCAAUGACCUUAGGCUGGAGAUUAAUAGAACAGCAUCUUCAGAGCCCAGCUGUGUGUCUAUGAAGUGUGAUCACUCCAUGUUUGAGCCUCCUGCUUUCAGUGAUGGACCAAAGCAAUCCAGACAUGGAGUCUGCAAUCAAAUUCUUAAAGAUCCAGCCGGUAGCAGCUGUGGGCAUUCUGGUUCAUCUGGAACAUGUGCUUCUCUUCAGCACAAAACAAAAUCUACAACAGAGUCUACAUUACCAUCACCUAGAAAUACUGAGGAGUGUAUGCAGCAUAACCCACAAGUUGAAGACACUCUUCAGAAAGUCUUAGUGACCCAUAAAGCCAGUAUGAAGAGGAAGUAUGAGUGCUUAUUUGAGGGAAUCCCGACGCACGAAAACAAAACCCUCCUGAACAGCAUUUAUACUCAGCUCUACCUCGUAGAAGGAGAGAAUAAAGGUGUGAAUGAAGAACAUGAAGUUUUGCAAGUUCAGAAAUUGUUAGGGGAAUGCGUUAAGGGCAUCCCAGUCAAUUGCAAUGACAUCUUCAAGCCCUUACCAGAACAAGAAUUGGAAAAUCAUUAUGAAAGAAAAGGACCAGCAGAGGGAAGGUUCAAAACAGUGCUAACUAAAGGAAUUGCAGGAAUUGGAAAAACAGUCUCGGUGCAAAAGUUCAUUCUUGACUGGGCAGAGGGAAAAGCCAAUCAAGAUGUAGAUUUUGUGUUUCUUCUUCCGUUCCGAGAGCUGAACCUGAUUAAAGAUGAUCAGUACAGUCUUCAUGAACUUCUGUGCAUAUUCCAUCCUGAGCUUAAAGAACUGGAUCUGAAGAUAUUGGACAGCUGCAAAGUUAUGUUCAUCUUUGAUGGUCUGGAUGAAAGCAGAAUUUCCCUUAGCCUAACAGCAUCAAAAAGUAAGAAAGUUUCUAGCAUGACCAUGAAAUCAUCAGUGGGUACAUUAAUGACAGAAAUCAUCAUUGGAGAUCUGCUUUCCUCUGCUCUCCUCUGGAUAACCUCACGCCCAGCAGCAGCCAAUCAGAUCCCGUCUCGAUACAUCAGCCGUGUGACAGAAAUCCAGGGAUUUGAUGACCCCCAGAAAGAGGAGUACUUCAAAAAGAAAAUCAGUGAUCUGUCGCAGGCCAACAGAGUCUUCUCACAGAUUGCAAAAUCCAAAACGCUCUACAUAAUGUGCCACAUACCGAUCUUCUGUUGGAUUUCAGCCACUGUGAUUCAGAACCUGCUGAAUCAAGAUUCUUUUGGAAAUAUUCCCACAACUUUGACAGAAAUGUACAUACACUUCAUGCUCAUGCAGACAAAAACAAAGAUGCAGAAGUAUCAUGUGAGCAAUGAGCAAGAUCCAGUGAAAUGUAAUGCGGAGAUGAUUCUGAAACUUGCUGAGCUGGCCUUCAAACAGCUGAUCAAGGGCAAUAUCCUGUUCUAUGAGGAGGAUCUGUUAGAAUGUGGCAUUGAUGUCACUGAGGCGUCAGUAUAUUCUGGCAUGUGCACUGAAAUCUUUAAGAAGGAAUCUGUGCUUUAUCAAAAGAAGGUCUACUGCUUUGUGCAUUUGAGCUUUCAAGAGUUUUUUGCAGCCAUUUUUGCAUUUCACGCUUGUCUAGAGAAGAAAAGUGCCGUACUGAAGAUUUUCCAGACUCGGAACCCAAAAUCACAUGGACGAUUUGUGGAUGAAUUUCUGACUUCUGCCAUGGACAGUGCUUUGAAGAGUAAGACUGGACACCUGGAUCUCUUUCUCCGGUUUCUUUAUGGCAUCUCGGCACAGUCCAACUGGAAACUCCUUACUCACAUACUAAGACCGAAAAGUUACGUCUCGGAGCAGUUCCUUGAGAAUAUUCAACGCGUCAAACAGAAACAUCCAAAGAACGUCAGCCCUGAGAGAUGGAUGAAUUUCUCACACUGCCUUAUUGAAAUGAAGAAUCAAAUUUUUCAGAUAGAAAACAAGGCUUUGCUGAAAACGAAGAAGAAGCUCACGCAAUGGGAAUGCACAAGCAUGGCUUUUAUGCUACAGCUGACUGAUGAAGUAUUGGAUGAGUUUGACCCAAAGACAUACAACACCUCAGAGGAUGGACGUAAGAGACUGAUCCCACUUGUGAGGAACUGCAGAAAGGCUGUGCUGACAAAUAUAAAACCCACCACCCAGGACUGUGAAAUCAUUUUCUCUGCUCUGCAGUCAGCAAACUCAACUCUGACCAAGCUGGAUCUGAGUUACAAUAACAUUCAGGAUUCAGGAGUGAAACAGCUCUGUGCUGGACUGAAGAAUCCACACUGUAAACUGGAGACACUGAGGUUGGUUAUGUGUAAUCUCACUGAGCAGACCUGUGAAUUUGUAGCAGCAGCUCUGCAGGCUCCACAUUCACCCUUGAUAGAACUGGAUCUAAGUCAGAAUGACCUGCAGGACUCAGGGGUGAAGCUGCUUUCUGAUGGACUGAAAAGUUCACACAAUCAACUGAAGAUACUGGGGCUGUCUGGUUGUCUGGUCACAGAAGAAGGCUGUGCCUCUCUGGCUUCUGCUCUAAGUUCAAACCCAUCACACCUCAGAGAGUUAGAUCUGAGUUACAACCACCCAGGAGAAUCAGGAAUGAAGAUGCUCUGUGCUAAAGUGGACAGUCCAAAUUGCAUGCUGAAGAAAUUAAACUUGGAUUCGGGAGGGAUGUCCACAAUCAAACCUGGAGUAAGAAAAUAUGCCUGUGAGCUCACUCUGGAUAUGAACACCAUUAGCAAUCAACUGGCCCUGAGUGAAGAGAACAGAAAGGUGACAUUUGUAUUAGAUGAUGAGCUGCAGCCAUCCUAUCCGGAUCAUCCAGCGAGAUUUGAUUUUACUCAGGUGCUGUGCCGAGAGCCUCUGACUGGACGCUGUUACUGGGAGGCUGAGUGGAGUGGAUGGAAAGCUGGAAUUGCGAUGGCUUAUAAAGGAAUCCCAAAGAACUCGAAAAGUCCUACAGAAUUUGGAAGUAAUGAUAAGUCCUGGGCUUUGUUUUACCACAAUAACAAAUACUCUGUCUUGCACAAACACAAGAAGACAGCCAUACCCAUCCCGCGCUCUCAUAGCAAUAGAGUAGGUGUGUAUCUGGACUGGCCAGCUGGCACUUUGUCCUUCUACUGUGUCUCUUCUGAUCUACACACACUGAUUCAUCUUCACACUUUGCAGUACAGGUUCACUGAGCCUCUUUAUGCAGGCAUUUUCGUUUAUGACUCUUCAGUGACUUUGUGCCAUGUAUAGUGCUGAGUCUGACACCCUGAAAUGUUGCCUCAUUCACUGUAGCAUACCCAUGUACGCGUUUUGUGUUACAGGUACACAUUUUGACCUUGUAGUGCACUUAUAUGAUUACAUAUGCUAGACUACACAUAUUGUUUGAUAUCGUUUUUUUGCCAUGACAUCCCUAGUUUGUCUGUUGUGAGCGUGUUGACGGUUGCUCACGCUUUCCCACUGUCCAGUAAAUAAGAAUGCUAAUCCAACAAACUACCUUACGAUCAAGCGCAACUUUCAUCCGCUUCACUCUCAGACACAUUUAAAUCUCUAUCUCUAUAUGCUACACUAGCAUUUAUAACCUCCAUUAAAGCUCUCAGUUAAACUCGAUAAUUCAGCACAUUAUAAUAUUCUAAUUAAAAAAUUGUCUCUACCUGCCAGGACGAUAUAUUUUCAGGACGAUAUAUUGUCCCAGAAAUUAUUGCGAUAAAUGAUAGAAAAUGCCUUUUCCUGCUUCUGGGCUGCCAAAAGAGCUUUAAGACAGUGUGCCACAGUAAUAAUAUACUAGCAUAAUAAAGCUCUUACACCAUUUUACAGUAAAAAUAACUUUUUAUUAUUAAGAGCAGACAUUGGGCUUCUAAUAUAAAAAUAUUUGAAUGUCCUUAAUAUCUAAAACAAAUACACUACAACCACCCUGGGACUCUUUGGGUUCUGAGAAAACUGCACUAAAUAUUAAACAGACCUUUAUAAAAAUAAAUAAAGUAACACCAUAUAGAUUAAAGUAACCUUUACAUUAUUUCAACUUUUUUAACUGCUGGGGGGAGUAGCUAACUAAGUUAAGUAAUGCUAAGCUAAGUAAACAAAACUGUAAUAAAAAUAACUCUUUUAAAGUCAAACGAGUUCUGCAUGUACACAGAUUUGUCUCCUGAAAACUAUUUAGUUGAGUGAGCAAAGCGCUUCAGUUUAUUUACAGUAAGGUUAGAUUCUAGGGGUGGGAAUCGAUUACUAUCUCACGAUUCGAUUCGAUUCCGAUUUUGGGGGCCACGAUUCGAUUCAAAAUCGAUUUUUGAUUCAAAACGAUUUGAAUUAUAAAUAUUUCUGCUUCUGGCUUAUGAAUCGUAUUGAAAAAAAACCCUCCAUAAUAUACACUGGUCCUGGAGCAAGUAAUGUGUUACAAAAACAAUAAAAUGUGCAGGAAUGUGGGUCCUCAGUGACAGAGGAAUCACUGGGAUAUCACAAUGACGUUAAUGAACAAUAAAUACAUAAAUAAAUAACACUGCUUUAUUACCAGGCUACUAGCGGUGGUGUGUAGGUGACGCUGCUGGGCUGAUGUGAUGAUAGCAGUGGAGCGCUAAAG